This is a messenger RNA of Suillus clintonianus, 1260 nucleotides long. RefSeq names its product isoprenoid synthase domain-containing protein. The transcript is spliced from 9 exons. Gene Ontology annotation, biological process: isoprenoid biosynthetic process. Gene Ontology annotation, molecular function: prenyltransferase activity. NCBI's taxonomy places the organism in Eukaryota, Fungi, Basidiomycota, Agaricomycetes, Boletales, Suillaceae. The record is from RefSeq and is a predicted model, not a curated record. The coding region runs from base 91 to 1149 and encodes 352 amino acids.
CCUGUAUAGUGCCAUGUUCAGAUCUUCUGAAUAUAAAAUGAGUCCAGGUUCUGAAUCUCAUCACCCCAACUGAAACCCAUCUCAAUACUUAUGGCUAACGUCGAUAAAUACGAUAACUUCCUUUCAACCCUCCACGGAGCAUCGGCCAGCGCAUGGACUGAUGCUCAGGAAUCCUCGUUGCUUGAGCCAUACACCUACAUCACUGCUAACCCGGGCAAAGAAAUCCGGGGAAAGCUUGUCGAAAGCUUCAACCGUUGGCUUAACGUCCCCAAGGACAAGCUUGCGGUCAUCAACCGCGUGGUUGGUCUUCUCCACAACGGCAGUCUCUUGAUCGAUGAUAUCGAAGAUGACUCUCAGCUGAGACGUGGGAUCCCAGUUGCCCACAAAAUAUACGGUGUCCCUCAGACUAUCAACACUGCCAAUUACGUCUACUUCCUGGCAUACCAAGAGUUGUCUGCUCUGAGGCCGACUGUUCGCCGUCGCGCUCCCAUCUCGAGCUCAAGUUCGGACAGUGGGCUGGGCGACGACAGUCCAGCUGGCGACAAGGCUGAUUUCCCUGACCGCAUCAUCCCCGAUUAUGACCUGGAUCUCGUAGUGACUGGUGAGCUCAUGUCGCUCCACCGUGGGCAGGGCAUGGACAUUCUCUGGCGUGACACCCUGCGCUGUCCCACGGAAGAUGAAUACGUGGACAUGGUGAAAGCUAAAACGGGUGGUCUCCUCAGGAUUGCUGUCAAACUCAUGAUGGCAUGUGCGACAACUAACACUAAUGUUGACUACAUCCCUUUGACGGACCUAAUCGGGGUUCAUUUCCAAAUACGCGACGACUACAUGAAUCUUCAGAGCAGUCAGUACACGGACAACAAGGGCUUCGCAGAAGAUUUGUCUGAAGGCAAAUUCUCCUUCCCCAUUGUUCACGGCAUUCUGGAACAGCCAGACAACCGGCAGAUCAUGAAUGUCCUGCAAAAGCGUCCCAAGACGCCUACUCUUAAGCACCACACCAUCAACUACCUCAGGGACACUACCAAGUCAUUUGAUUACACGCUGGCUGUCCUCAAAAAGUUGGAACGCCAAGGUCGGGCAGAAAUUGAGAGACUGGGUGGAAACCCAAUGUUAUCUGCGAUUUUGGACAAGCUUUCCGUCGAUGUAUAAAACACGACGUUAUUGUCUGAUAUAUGUUGUAAUGUCAUUGUUGUGCUUGUUGGAAGUCUCACAUAGAUCAUCUGCAUUGUAAUAGUAUAGAGGCACUUACUGAAUCAUUCC